Messenger RNA from Tetrahymena thermophila SB210, 1353 nucleotides. RefSeq lists its product as hypothetical. The transcript is spliced from 3 exons. NCBI's taxonomy places the organism in Eukaryota, Ciliophora, Oligohymenophorea, Hymenostomatida, Tetrahymenidae. The record is from RefSeq and is a predicted model, not a curated record.
AAAUUUUAAUUAGAUAUAUAUCUUCUUUUAUAAAAUCACAACACAUACAUAUACAUAAUCAAUAAAAUGCAAGAUCAAUCAUAGAAUAUAUUUAAAAGUUUUUUAGGCAAUAAUAAUGAGUAUUUUUAUGUUAAUUACAAUAUAGCUAAACCAAAUGAGCCUUAUAAAUCUAAAGAAAUAACUGAUUAUGAAAAAAGAAUGUAAAAUUAGAAACCACUUGAUUUAAAAAACUAAUAAUUAUAAAGGCAGCAUAAAGAAGAGUAUUAGAAAUUUUAGCGACUCAAUGAAAUUUUUCAAAAAGAUUAUGCUAUUUUUACUAAAUAAAUCAACUCAUAUUUGAAUAAAUUGUUUAGGGAAAUAUUUUAAAAUGAAUAACUAUUUUUUGCCUUCAAAAAAAUAAAAUAUUAACCUGAAAUUAUUAAAAAAGAUGUUUGCUUUUUGAUUGGUUAAGAUGAGUCUUGGAAUUAUGAAUAUUUAUUUAAAGCAAUGAAUUGUAAUAUGAGAUCAAGAGAGUAUAAAUUAGAUGAUUAUAGGAUAUAAGAAAGUCCUUUUAAAUAAGAAGAACGCAAAUUACAAUUAAGAAUAGUAAAGCCUUAUAGCCAAAGAUAUGGAGACCGCUAGAAUAAUAAACUUGGCGAUUUUAUAUUGCUCCAAAUUAUAGAAAUAUAAAGUGAUUCUAAUCCUUUAUAAUUUAAUCCUAAUAAUUUAUAAAGUGAAAAAAAAGAAUAAGAUGAGAAAUAAGAAUAAAAUAAAAUGAUUGAUCGAGUUGUUAAGCCUAUAAAUACUAUUUCAGGUGUAAAAAUAGAAGAAGUAGUAAAUUCCGAUGGAGAUGAUAUAUAAUUAAAUUAGAAAGAAUUUAAAAAAAUACCGAACUCAUCUAUAUUACCUUAAUCUAAAGCUAUUAUUAAAGAUAAAACUGGAAGCUAUCAAAUUUAAAUUAAAGAAGAAAAUGUUGAUACAUUUAUAUAAGAAAAUUUAGGUUAUCCUGAGAUAUAAUCUAAAUUUUAGAGUCAAUAAUAAUCUAAAUAUAUUAUAAUUAAUGCAACUGAUCAAUUUUAUUCCUCUCAUAACUUAUCAAGCAAAGAAUAAAAUUUUCUUUAUGAUAAUAACAAAAGAUAUUAAAACUCUACCAAAAAUGUUUUUAAUAAAAAAUAAGAAUCAGACGAUGAAGAUAAUUUUUAUGAGUAUUUUUAAAGAGAAGAUUUAAUAUAAAUGUUAAAAGAGAGAGAUGCUUUAACCAAGCUUAAAUGGAUAUAAGAAGGGAUUGAAAAGGCAUAAAAUUUUAGGAAAGAUUUAAGAAAUUAAAAUCCUUUGAUUUACAUAAGUAGAUUUCAUUCUAACGAAUAAAAAUGA